AUGUCAGCCUACGGCACAACUUACCAGUCCCAAGGGUGCUACACCAUCACGGGUUACACACCUACCUGCCUCAGGCAGGAGGAAGCGUGGCUUCAUGCCACCAGCCCUACGGUGCAUGGAGAUCCGCGUCUACUACCUCACACACUUCUCAACGCUGGGUACUGUUUCGACUCCUUCCAAGAACAAAUGCCCUACGGUCAUCACAACGGGUCCCUCGUUCCCAAUCCAUAUUUCCCCUUCACUGCAGCAAUCAUGUCUGCACAAUCCACGUCUCCCUCUACGUCCCCCAUUGAGCCCAAGAUGGAAUACGUCGAUUAUGCUGGUAUUCCUCCCAGCACAUCCACGCAGCACCCAUGCGACUCUCACACUCUUGGCCCCGUCGGAAUAUGCGAGUGGAGGGGCUGCAACGUGCAGCUCGAUGACCUAUCCCACGCUGGCAUCCGCCGCCACUUCCGUGCAUACCAUGCACAACCUCGCGGGUCGACGCUGCGCUGCCAAUGGGGAGUGAACUGCCGUAGCGAGGAGAUGCUGUUCGAUAACAUAGCGAAGCAUAUCGCGGAAUGCCAUCUGAAGUCGAUGAAGAGAGAAUGCUCGACGUGCGGGAACUCUUUUGCACGCAAUGAUACGCUCAAGCGGCACCUCAAUGCCGGUUGCCCCGGACUCGUACGGCAGUGA
Messenger RNA from Dichomitus squalens LYAD-421 SS1, 675 nucleotides. RefSeq lists its product as uncharacterized. The transcript is spliced from 2 exons. The record is from RefSeq and is a predicted model, not a curated record. Lineage: Eukaryota; Fungi; Basidiomycota; Agaricomycetes; Polyporales; Polyporaceae. The coding region runs from base 1 to 675 and encodes 224 amino acids.